Molecule: messenger RNA, 4665 nt
Organism: Arxiozyma heterogenica
Lineage: Eukaryota; Fungi; Ascomycota; Saccharomycetes; Saccharomycetales; Saccharomycetaceae
Gene: SNT1
Product: Snt1p
Exons: 1
Coding region: 1-4665 (1554 amino acids)
Biological process (GO): regulation of transcription by RNA polymerase II
Cellular component (GO): chromatin; Set3 complex
Source: RefSeq, a predicted model, not a curated record
AUGGGAUACCCGCCUCCACCCCGUCACAUGAGUGACAAAAAAAGGUAUUAUUAUAAUAGUAAUCCUAAUAGAAGAUAUGCUCAUCCAUAUGUAAAUAACAAAUAUUCUAAACCAUUCAAUAACUCAAACACAAUCAAUAAUAAUUCCCUUUAUUCUAAAGAGGAACAUCUACCGAAUUCAAGUACAUCGAUAGGAUAUUCUGGAAGCAAUAUACCUGCGCCAAAUCUAACACGAAAGUUGUCUUCUCAAAAAUUGGAUUCUCCUCAACCUACUUCAUUCAAAACUGAACGUCCUAGGCAAUCUAGAUAUAGUGGAGCAAUAAAAACAACAACAACAACCCCACUCGUUCAAAAUUCCUCUAAUGUAAACACAAGAACACCUAUUUCACGUUAUAAUGCUGAUUCAGAACCAUCUACACAUGGAAGAGAGUUUUCAUUACAUUAUAGAAACAACAAUAGUAACAACAAUAAUAACAACAAUAAUAAUACUAAUAGUGUCACUAAUAGCAAACAACACCAUUAUUCCUCAUAUAAUGAAACAGAUUUGAAAUUUUCUACACCUGGUAAAUCUCGUUUUGAAAGAAAUAAAUAUUCAUCAGCUACUUCUUUGUUCACUUAUAAUAAUAAUAAUAACAGUAGUAGUAAUGCUAAUAGUGGCAAUACUACUAGUAAUAAUGUUUCUAUAAAAAAUUCUUCUAUAAUGAGUCCUAUAGCAGUAUCUAGUCGAUAUAACAACUCAGUCUAUUCAACGCCUAAUACUUCAUCGUAUCAUGCAUAUCCAUCUACUUCAGCUAAUAAUUACAUAGGUAGUAGGUAUCGUCCAAGAUCAGCUGGAUCUUCAGUAAAUAGUAUACCAUUAGCUUCAAGAGACUUUUAUUCUACUACUAAUAAUACUACUAGUAGCAGUGGUCCUACAACCACAACAACCCCUACUAAUAAUUAUACUAAAGACGAGUUUCCUCGUAAUAUUCCAAAAUAUAAUAAAGAUUCUUCCUCAAUUCAUGAUAAUAAAAAUACCCCAAAUUGUCUCAAUGAACCCAGUACUCAAUGGCACGGUACUAGAACUAUAAAUGGAACAAUGUAUCAUUCAAAAUAUUUUCAUGAAGAUAUAUUUACUGCAAAGAGCAAUAUAAGUCAAAGAGGAAGUGAAAAAUUAGGUUUAGAAAGGGACACAAACUCUGCUACUCCACCUUUAAGUAGAUAUAAUCCAAAUGUGGAUUUGUCGGAAGUAUCUAAAAGUAAAGAAAAUCAAAAAACAGAGUCAUUAAAGCAAGAAAAGUCUAAGUCUGAAACCUUUGAUACAAACAGAACUAUUACAAAUGAUUCAAAGCUCAAACAGGAAAGACGUAAUUCUAUUAAUAAGAUCGACCCUCCUAGUUUAAUCCAUUCAGUAGCUCAAACUACAAAAGAAGUCGAGAAACAACUGUCCAUAGAUCAUAAAAGAAUCGAUUUAUCUAGAAGAAAUAGUGAUUUAAAUAUCUCACAUCAACAUUCAUCUAACACGACAGAGAAUGAAAUACAAACAAAGAAUAUAUCUAACAGUGUGACCGAUUUGACUAUAAAAAAUGAAGAAACAAAUGAAAGGCCCCAAUUGAAAACAAUGUGGACAUCAUCAGACUUAAACUUACCUGCUCUUUUGAGUGGACACACAAAAGAAGAUCAGGAUGCAUCUAUAAAUCAAGAAAGUGAUCAAGACAUUUCAGAAGAAAAAACUGUCCAACCACCAUCUGAGACUGAUUAUGAAUACGUUUGCAAUUCCCAAUUAUUAAAGCCUUCUCUUAAAACUUUACAAGAUUAUAUAGAAACGAAAGCACCUCUACCUAAACCAUUAAAACCUCUUCAAGAGUGUAUUUUCCCUAUGAAAGAGACUGAAUUGAAAUUAUGGACGUUGAAAAACCAAACUAGAUCCAAAAUUAUCCAAGACCAAAAAUAUUUACUAAAGAUGCCAAUUUCAAGUCUUAAAGAAUAUCCCUUUAUAACAUCUAACUAUACACGAUACUUAUCCUCAGUUAAACCCAUUUUAGUACAAAUAUUAUUGACUGUGAAAAAGAAAGAGGUAGUUAAAUCACUAAUAAUAAAGAAGAAGGCAAAUGAAUUAAAAAUAAAAUGGGAUGAAGAAAACAAGGAACUUUAUGAAAUUAGUGCUGAAUUAAGAAAAAAAGAGAUAGAAUAUAAGAAAGCUCAAGAAGAAAGGAAUAAAGAACAUGAACAAAAUGACAAAUAUGCAAACCAAUCGACUGAAUUGCCUGAUUUAUCCGAUAUGUCUUCUAAUCGUAGAAGAAACAGAGCAGAUUUUGUUGAUGAUACAGAAAUGGAAAAUGUAUUACUUCAAAUAGAUCCAGAGUAUAAACAUUUUCAGGCAGCUGCAAUUAUUCCUCCUCUACAUUUAAAUCAUAUUAAAAGAAAUGUUGUGCAAUUUCAAAACGUAAAUAAUUUAGUGACUGAUAAAGAUAAAUGGGCUUCCAGAAUACUUUCAGAUAAGGAUGAUAAUUUUACUGAACAUGAACAUAUACUGUUUACUGAAGGUUAUUUAAUGUAUCCUAAAAAAUUUGGUAAAAUAUCUCAUUAUAUGGGAGGACUAAGAACUCCAGAGGAAUGUGUGCUACAUUAUUAUAGAACAAAAAAGAAUGUGAACUAUAAAGAACUAUUGCUACAAAAAAGUAAAAAAAGAAAGGAAAAUAUCGCCAAACGUCGUAAGAAGAAAGAGAAAGAGCUCGAAACUAGGUCACCUAAAAUUACUUCAUCAUCAACUUUUAAUAAGGAGCAAAAUUGUAUUAUACAUGGUAGUGAUGUUGUAUCAGAGGAGACUACAAGUAAUUCUGAACAACCUCUAGAAAGUCCAUCUUCAAAAGAAGAAACGAAAAUGAAGACAGAAGAAUCUAAGGAUGACAAAACAUCUGUUAUUGAUAGUUCUCAGAUUUCUGAAGUUACCAAUAAUGUGAAUGAACAUUCUGCACAACAGGAUAAAGUAUUACUAAAUCCAAUACCAAUAGAUAAUGAUGUUUCUGAACGUAAAAAAUCUCAAAAUAAUGCUGUAAAAAAUAAACCAGAAGAUAUUGGUGAUAAGGAUGUAAUUGCAAUUGCAUCAGCUGCUGUGAAAACUAUUAAAGAAGUUCCUGCAUUAGAGAAAUUUGAUACUUUGGAAGAACCAGAAGACACAACUACUGAAAUUACUUCAGUUAGUUUAGAAAAUAAUGAAUUUCAAAAUAGAAAUAAAAAGCGUACUUAUUCAAAUUCCAUCCUUAACGAAAAAUCUAUUGACUCAAGAGUUGAACAGAUUGAAGGAAACACUACUCAGAUCAUGGAACACAGAAGUAUUUCAAACCCAGGUGUGUCAAAAAAAACAGAAGACACCGUUAGUCUGAAUACAGCAAGAAACUCAGACAUUUCAAUUAAAUCAAAUGAAAAUUUUAGCAAAAAGAAACAUAAGUAUAUGUCAGAUCAUAAGACUAGUUAUUGGAGUGUGAGAGAAGCUCAAAUAUUUCCAGACUUACUAAGAAGAUAUGGUUCUCAAUGGUCAUUAAUAUCUGAGAAUUUGACCACAAAAUCUACCACAAUGGUUAAGAAUUAUUAUCAGAGAAAUGCUGCGCAAAAUGGAUGGAAAACUAUUGUAGAAGAAGCAGAUUUUAGAAAAGAUAGAGAAAAUAAUAAGUCAUUACAACAAACUCAAUUCAUGUUGCAACAAAAUACUACCAAUAACAGUAAUAAUUCAAACAACGUUAAUAACAGUCAUCUUCCGAUCAUAUCCAAUGGUGUACCAACUCAACAGAAACCUGCUAUGCUAUUUUUUGAUAAACAGAGUAAUUCUGCACCAUCAAUUAUUCCACCUAGAAGAUCUUCUGUAUUUUCCGAGUAUAACAAGGAUAUAUUCUCCAACUCUCCACUAGACGAGUUACCAAAGCCAAGAUUACCUUCAAUACUCUUUCCUAACACCAAGCCUUGCCUUACAAAUGAAUCUGGUUCAAUGGCUAGGAAUGAGGGCAUAGGCUCUUUUUACUCACUUAAUUCACAACAAAAUACCCAUAGUUCACCUCAAGAAACAACGAGCACAAAUACAACCACGACAACCCAAUUACCUCGAUUAUCCUCUUCAGUUUUUGAUUUUAUGGGUGGUAACACAGAGAAGCGAGACGAUGUCGUUCUUCCAAAGAGAUAUACUAUGCCAAAUAGUCAAAUAGCCACUACAUUAGAACCUAGUCUAGGUAAGAAUAUCUCUACUCUCAAUAAUAGCAUAUUACAUGGUCAAAGACAUGACAUUGCAUCAAGAGAAAACGAUACAAUUUUAACUACUGAGUCAAGACGCAAUUCUAUUACUGCUUUAUUGAACCCUAUAUCUCAACACACAAGGCGUUAUGGUACAGGGAUCCUAUCUUCUUCUUCUGCUAAUGAAAGUAUGUCACGAACUACCCUAAAUAAUACAAAAACACAACUUCCAUCAAUUCAAAACACCACUGCAAGCCAUCAUAACCAAUCACCAACAAUCACACUACAGCCAAUUAGCAAUCUAGUAGGUUCCAAUAUAUAUUCUACACAACCUACUACUACUGUUCCAUCACUGCAAAAUCAAAUCCCUGACUUUGCUAAUGAUCCACUUGCAGCUCUAGCUGCUGUGGCAUCUGCCCCAGAGACUCUUGCUUCAAUUUUACCUGAAUAUAAGGAAAAAUGA